ACGCACCAAAACAUCUUCUGAGAGAUUUGGCUCAACACUGUCCCAAAGAGGCCAGAGUCCUUCCUCUGGACAAGCAAUAAUCAAACAUUUCAUCUGUGAGAUCGUAGGAUCACAACCAGCUGCACACCAGUGGACAGAUCAGUUGUUUUUCAUUGUUGUAGUCCAGUCCUUCAAAGAGUCUCCACCAGAUUUCAUCAUUUUGAUCAAGACAUGGCUUGGAAAUGGAUCAAGACUUUUGUUUAUUUGUCUAUGUGUGUCACCUCUGCUGUGGGUAAUAAGCAAGCAUCCCAAAAGAAGUGUGCUGACUUCAACAACACCAUUUGGCAGCAAUACAGACAGGGCAUCAAGCUCAGGGUUCAGUACUUUCUUCUUACACGAAAUAAUGCAGACUGUGCCAGCCUCUUCACACAAGACUGCCUCAACCAAACCCAGAAACACACGGCUUACUUCAACUCCUCACUCCCCACCAAAGUCAUAGUUCACGGAUACAGGCCUUUGGGCAGUAAGCCUUCUGGGAUGAGUGACUUAGCCAAGGCUCUACUGCGAGAAGAGGACCUUAAUGUUCUGGUGGUCGAUUGGGAAUUUGUAGCCUCCUUUGCUUAUAACCUGGUGGUAGAGAACUACAAGGAGGUGGCAGUGCAGAUUUCAGAGCUCAUCAAUAAGCUUACGAAACAUGGAAGCACACUAGAAUCUUUCCAUUUCAUUGGUAUGAGUCUUGGAGCACAUGUGUCUGGAUUUGUUGGGACCCUAUUUGAAGGCAAGCUGGGUCGAAUUACAGGUCUGGACCCAGCAGGCCCGAUGUUCAAGAAGGCUGCUCCAUUUGAUCGUCUGGAUUCAUCUGACGCUUUAUUUGUUGAGGCCAUUCACACGGACUCUGACCAGUUUGGUAUAUCUAUUCCUGUUGGGCAUGUGGACUUCUUCCUAAAUGGUGGAAUGGACCAGCCAGGUUGUACACAUUUAGAUCUUGCUUCAAUGUUUGAUUAUGUCACUUGUGACCACAUGAGGGCACUGAGUGUCUACACGAGUGCCCUGAACCGCUCCUGUUCGCUUACUGGUUUCCCCUGCUCCAGCUUUGAGGAAUUCCUGGCAGGAAAAUGCAUCACCUGUGAGGACCCCUUCACUGGCACAUGCCCACAGAUAGGCUUAUUAAAGAGUGGGAUAACAGUGACUCCCCUGCCAAAUCAUGAAAAGGUCUAUCUCCUUACCACUGCUACGGCUCCUUAUUGUGCACAUCACAUCUUAGUGGAAUUGAGGGUUUCCCCUUUAGACAAGAGUGCUGAUAUUCAGCUCACCCUGAUCACCGUGGGACACCCUGAGACCGAGCUAAAACUCAAACUAAAUAAGGAUGAAAUGGUGUAUAAAAAGGUGACUGCACACCCGGCACAAUUGUGUAAAAUUGAUUCAGUGCAGGUGAAAAACACAGGAGCACGUUUCUUCAGACAAGGAGAUAUUCAAUUCGCCUAUAUCUGCAUCUCUGAAAUUCCUCAAACCAGAGGGCUGGAUCCAUUAUGUGUGAAGAACAUUAAUAUUGGACGGGGAGUACCAUGGUCACGUGACUUUGUACAGGUGUGCUAAAUAAAAAAAUAAAUAAAAAACACACAA
Molecule: messenger RNA, 1602 nt
Organism: Carassius gibelio (silver crucian carp)
Lineage: Eukaryota; Metazoa; Chordata; Actinopteri; Cypriniformes; Cyprinidae
Product: phospholipase A1 member A
Exons: 12
Coding region: 211-1575 (454 amino acids)
Biological process (GO): lipid metabolic process
Molecular function (GO): lipase activity; carboxylic ester hydrolase activity
Source: RefSeq, a predicted model, not a curated record